Molecule: messenger RNA, 3430 nt
Organism: Nycticebus coucang (slow loris)
Lineage: Eukaryota; Metazoa; Chordata; Mammalia; Primates; Lorisidae
Gene: PRMT2IP
Product: chromosome 6 C15orf39 homolog
Exons: 4
Coding region: 255-3365 (1036 amino acids)
Source: RefSeq, a predicted model, not a curated record
GCGGGCCACUAAUGAGGGGGCAGCAGCCAACCACCUGGCCAGACCCUGCUGUCCCAGCCGGCCUUAGGAAGGCUUUGAUGAUGGUCCACCUGGCCUGCCCCCACGGGUCCGGCUAGACAAGGACCCGCGGCCUGGGCGGCAUUGGAGGAUGCGGUCGCGGCUGCGGCCCCGGCUAGCGGCAGCAGGAAGCCUGGAGCCUUGCAGGUCAGCAAUUGAGUAGCACGGGCCUGGGAAGGCUUCAAGCCUUCGCAGCAAUGGCAGAGAAGCGGCCACUGGGGACCCUGGGGCCUGUAAUGUAUGGCAAGUUGCCCCGCCUGGAGGCAGAUACAGGGUCUGGGCACAGCCUGCUUCCCCCUGCUGGAAGCCAGGACUCCUGCAGCUACAAGGGGGCCUACUUCUCCUGUCCCAUGGGGGGCAUGCCCAAAGCAGGGUCUGAGCGGAUGGCAUCUUGGACCCCAUACCCACCGUUGUACCCCACCAGCAUGGCAGGACCUCCACUUAGGGCCGACAACCUGCUGACCAACUGCCUGCUCUACCGCCCACCCACAGAAGGCCCUGAGAAGAUACAGGAUUCCAGCCCUGUUGAGCUCCCGCCCUUCAGUCCCCAGGCUCAUUCCUACCCAGGCCCACCACUGGCAGCACCCAAACCUGUCUACAGAAACCCUCUGUGUUAUGGGCUCUCAACUUGCUUGGGAGAAGGGGCAGCAAAGAGACCACUGGAUGUUGAUUGGACACUGGUUGCUGGGCCCCUGUUGCCCUCAGCUGACGCACCCUGUUCUUUGGCCCCACCUGCUGGCAAGGGCCAGUCCCUGGAUGGCACCUUCUUGCGUGGGGUGCCAGCUGAAGGGUCCAGCAAAGACUCCUCAAUGAGCUUCUCUCCAUGCCAAGCAUUCCUGGAGAAGUAUCGGACCAUCCACAGCACAGGCUUCCUGGCCUCCAAGUACACAGUUCCUUACUCAGGGGACCCCAAGCAAGCCAUGUCCAAGGGAUCCUCCAGUCCUUGGACCCAGCCAGCCCCGCCCCUAGGGCCACCCUGCCAGGAUGUCAUGCCCACCCACUACCCACUGCCCCACCAUCCACAGGCACUGCCUUGUCCUCCAGCCUGUCGGCACCCAGAGAAGCCGGGUACUUACAGCUCAGGGCUCCCACUGCAGCCUCUGGGAUCCCACAAGGGUGCUGGUUACCAGGCGGGGGAACUUGGCAGCCCCUAUCUGAGGCAGCAGGCAGUCCAGACACCCUACAUGCCCCCUGUGGGACUGGACACUUACUCCUACCCCUCUGCUCCACUCCCAGCACCCUCACCAGGCCUCAAGCUGGAGGCACCUCUUGCUCCACGGUGCCCACUGGACUUUGCCCCCCACACUCUGAAUUUUCCUUAUGCCCGGGAUGACCUCUCUCUCUAUGGAGCAUCCCCAGGGCUUGGAGGGAUGCCACCUUCCCAGAACAGCUUGCAGGCUGUCCCACAGCCUGGCGCCUUCCAGCGUGUGUGCCAGCCUUUACCAGCCAGCCAGCUGUGCUCAGAGCCUGUGAGGCCUUCAGAGAAGCCAGCGCGGGAAGCUGAGGAGAAGAUGUGGCUUCCUAGCUGCAGGAAAGAGCAGCUGCAGCCCCGGCUUAAUGAGCACCCCGGGGCACCCAUUGUCAUCCGGGAUAGUCCAGUUCCCCGCACCCCGCCGGCACUUCCCACUUGUGCCCAGGAGCGUCAGUCUCUUCCACAGAAGGUGGGUGCAAGACCACCCAGCUCUCCACCAAUGCCCAUUAUCGACAAUGUCUUCAGCCUGGCCCCCUACCGUGACUAUCUGGAUGUGCAGGCACCUGAGGCCACAGCUGACACUCCAGCCACCAAUGAGAGCCAUGACAAAGGCUGCAGGGAGACCCUGCCUGCCCAAGAGGGCCCCUCGGGAGCUCACUGCUCACGUAAGGAGGAGGUGGCCCUGGAUUUGAGUGUGAAGAAGCCCAUAGCAGAGGCUUCUCCCAUCAAGGUCCAUAGUCCUGUGGUACAUGCUAAGCCUACUGAAGCCAUGGAUGUGCCAGAUGUGGGGAACCCAGUGUCAGAUCUGCCAGGCCUGAAAAAGAUAGUCACCAAAGCCCCAGCAUUGCCUGGGGAGCCAGUGACCACAGAAGCCAUGCCAAGGACCAACUUCCAUAGCUCUGUGGCUUUCAUGUUUCGAAAGUUCAAAAUUCUCCGACCAGCACCCUUGCCUGCAGCUGUCGUCCCAUCCACACCCACCUCAGCUCCUGCCCCUGCACCCGCGCAGCCUGCCCCCACUCCCACAUCUGUACCUAUUGGACUGCAGAUUUUCAGUCAGCCCUUGCCUAUGGCCUGCUUCAACCUGGCACUGCCCAGCCCUCCGGCCAUAGCCAUGGCCUCCCCUACUCCCACCCCUGCUCCAGCUCCAGCCCUGGCUCCCACUCCAGUUCCAUCUCCUGCCCCUGUUCCAGCUCCUGUCCCUGCUCCAGCUUCAGCUGCAGGCCCUGCUCCAGCAUCUACAGCAACCCCAGCAGACUCCCCAGAGCAGCACUUUACAGGGCUGCAUGCAUCCCUGUGCGAUGCCAUUUCAGGCUCAGUGGCCCACUCCCCACCGGAGAAGCUGCGCGAGUGGCUCGAGAUGGCUGGGCCUUGGGGCAAGGCUGCAUGGCAGGACUGCCAGGCUGUACAGGGGUUGCUAAGCAAGCUGCUGUCCCAGCUACAGAACUUCGUGUAUACACAGCAGUGUCCCUUCCCCCAUGUGGUGCGAGCCGGUGCCAUCUUUGUGCCCAUCCACCUGGUGAAGGAGCGGCUCUUUCCACGACUGCCACCUGCUUCCGUAGACCAUGUACUGCAGGAACAUCGUGUGGAGCUGCGGCCUACCACGCUGUCAGAGGAGCGGGCACUGCGGGAACGCGCUCUGCAUGGUUGCACCUCGCGAAUGCUGAAGUUGCUGGCGCUGCGCCAACUUCCUGACAUCUACCCAGACCUGCUGGGCCUGCAGUGGCACGAUUGUGUACGCCGCCAGCUGGGUGACUUUGACUCUGAGGCUGGUGCUGUGUCCCCCUCAGAACCCUCCAUGGUCAGAGAUGAGCCAGAGAGCCCAGUCCUGGCUCGGAAGUCACCAGCCCCCAAGGUCAGGAAGCCAGGGAGAAAGCCAUCAACCCCUGGCCCGGAGAAAGCAGAGGCAACCACUGGGGGAGAGUCUGAUGGUGGCUCACCUGCCCCUGCUGGGCGUGACAGCCCACCUGGCCCCACCCUGAGGGCCCGAUUCCGCAGCCUGCUGGAAACUGCCUGGCUCAAUGGCCUGGCAUUGCCCACUUGGGGCCACAAGGCCUCAGGACCAGACCGGCCCUCGCCCCACCCACAGCUACUGGGUGGCCAGAGCCACCACCUGUAACUCUAGUUGCUGGUACUAUGUAGGCAACUGCCUGGGGCUCACUCUACUCCCCAGCUUCUGCCUGU